Messenger RNA from Lathyrus sativus (Indian pea), 1794 nucleotides. Lineage: Eukaryota; Viridiplantae; Streptophyta; Magnoliopsida; Fabales; Fabaceae. The record is from the annotation of a GenBank genome assembly.
AUGAAUGCCAAAGAUCUGUUUGAGGUCUUCAAGGUAUAUGGAGUCAUAUCAGAAGUUUUUAUUUCUGCUAAGAGAGAUAAGCGAGGUAAUAUAUUCGGUUUCGCCAAAUUUCAGAAAGUUCAUAAUCCAAGAAUCCUGGCAUGUAACCUUGAUAGCAUUGUUUUGGAAGGAAAUAAAAUCUAUGUCAAUGUACCCAGGUUUAGUAAAGAGAACAAAAGGUAUCUUCCUGUUAAUGAGAAGAACAAAAGGCACCUUUCUGAUUGUGAAAAUUUGAGGAGUAACUUUCAAACUGGUGGUACCAGGAACUUCUUGAAACCUAAUAUCCAGGAUAGGUCCUUUGCCAAAGUGGUAAGAGGAGAUUACCCUAAGUUUGUUGAUAGGACCAAGGUAGGAGGUUAUUGCACAAAACAUGAGCUGGAUGAUGAAUGGUCAAGGAGGUUGAAUAGUAUGAGAGUGGGUGAAGUCAUGGAGGAUGGAAAUGCUUUCAACAUUCAGAAGCUAAUUUUUGAAGAAGACUACUUUAACAUUAAGGCUACUCCAUUGGGAGCUUCAUUGUGUUUGCUGGAAGACACAUCAGGUGGAGACUUAGAAGCUUUUAUCAAGGAAGUUAGAGUAUGGUUAGAUGUCUGGUUCAAAGACAUCCGCAAGUGGAAAAUGGAGGAAAUUGACAGGGAUAGGAUGGUGUGGGUAUAUUUCUAUGGUCUACCUUGUGUCGCCUGGAGUGAGAAAAAUUUCAGGAAGAUUUCUACCAGCUUGGGAUCGUUUGUUAAAAGUGAUGAGAAGACGAGGAACAAAGAGAAAUUGGAUAUAGCGAGAUUUCUUAUUAAAACAAGACUCAUUAAUAUUCUGAAUUUCUUGGUUGACAUUGAAGUGAACAAUCAUACUUUUUCAAUCUCAAUCACAGAAGAUUUUUCGUGUGGAAGGGUAGACCCUUUGUUUGGUGAAGAAGAUGAGGUGAUAGAUUCAGAUGAAUUUGAUUCCUCAAACCCAUCAGAUUCAGAGGGCGUGUGGGAGAUACCUGAAGAGGAAGAAAGUGAAGAUCUCAAAUCCUUGUUCUCAGAGACAGGAGCCAGAGUUCCCAAUAUUGAUAUCCAAAAGGCAGAUGGUGACUUCUCAGUGUCAGACAUUGUAUCAGUUGUUGGGGAUAGCUUAGGGUCAAGUGUACAAGGAAAUGGGAUAAGAAGGAAAAAUCAUAAUAAGGUUUCAGCCGCUCUGUUUAGUUCAGAAGGAACUAAACCAGUUAACUUUAUGGCUGACCUAAAACUCACUAAGUCCAAAGCAGUUAUCGAGGUACCCAGUCUUGAUGGGGAAUUGGUGGUAGACCUGGGUCUGCCUCAUCCAAUUAGUGGGCCUUUAGGAGGAGUUAUUGGGCCUGCUGUUAUAGGUAAAGCAAAAAAAAAACCUCUUCAUGAGGUUUAUAAUUGCAUUAAAAUACCAUACACUCCCUCUUAUUUUUCCACUCUUCUUCUCACGGCUCCCAAGGAGAAUCUUAAACCUGUGUCGAAAGGAAAAACUAGGGAGGAUAAUAUGAAGAAAAAGUUGUCUAAAGAAAUUUUUGAAUCUAAUUCAACUCUAUUAUGUUGCGAAUCGAUUACCGACACUGACGUGGAAAGGGGUGAUUCGAGAUGCAGAAGGGCCAUUGUUGAUGUUCCAUCUAAAUUGGGUGAUUUUCUUAAAGUUCUGGGUAUUCAGGGCGAAGAUGAAGAGGUUAUCGGGCGAACUUUGAGGAUUUUGGAUAACGCAUAUAAGGAAGCUGGUCAAGGUAAGAAGGAUGUAGCUACUAUUGAUCCAUGA